AAAGUCAAAAUUGGGCACUAUAGUCAAAUGUAGUCCCACGUGCAAGCCACGUGACAUGCGUCUUCUUCGCCAAGGCGCCCUCCCUCGGGAAAUUCUGGUGGGCCCACCGUAGCAGUCCAUGCAAUGGUGUCGCAGUCUCUUCCUUCAACGGACGCCAUUAACACAUGCUUUAAUUGCUUAACAAACUUGCUGAUUUCCCUCCACUAAUCCCUCUUUCUACACCCAAGUCCAAACCCUUCUUUCAUCGUCACCAGCGCUUCUGUGAGAAUAUAUUGGGGAAAAUCUCUCCCCAAUUGGAAACAUUCCCAAUUGAUUUAGGAUAGCGUAGUGGAACCGAUACGUUCACUUUAAUUUCAUUUGUCGCAAUUCGCUUUUCUGCUACUACUUCUUCUUCUUCUUCUUCAUGAUCUCAAAAAGUCAAUUGCUAUUUGCAUCGAAAGUUGCUCCAUAGGUACGUUGAAUUGGAACAAUGCCCGCCCUGCAUUUCUGUACUUGAAGAAGAGGAAGCGUCUUUCUGCAAUCAAGGGGAAAUCCAAGGAGAUGAAGAAUGAAGAGAAGGCUCGCUCUCUCUUCGGGAUUUCACUAACUGGAAGGCCUAAAUGGCAGCAGUUUCUCCUCUGUUCGUCGGGAUUUUUCUUCGGCUAUCUUGUGAACGGCGUCUGUGAGGAAUAUGUAUACAAUAGGCUUCAAUUCAGCUAUGGAUGGUACUUCACCUUUGUUCAAGGAUGGGUAUACAUUGUUCUGAUUCAUCUCCAAGGAUUCACAAGCAAGCAAAUGGUGAAUCCAUGGAAGACCUACUUGACCCUUUCUGGUGUGCUCAUGGGCUCCCAUGGUCUCACCAAAGGUUCUCUGGCUUUUCUCAAUUACCCUGCACAGCUCAUGUUCAAAUCCACCAAGGUCCUCCCAGUGAUGAUAAUGGGGCCUUUCAUUCCCGGCCUAAGGCGAAAAUAUCCGCCUCAAGAAUAUGUUUCUGCUGUUCUUCUGGUGGUGGGCUUGAUCCUUUUCACCUUAGCUGAUGCCCAAACCUCCCCAAAUUUCAGCAUACUCGGUGUUCUGAUGGUGUCCGGUGCCUUGAUUAUGGAUGCCUUUUUAGGGAAUUUGCAAGAAGCGAUCUUCACCAUGAAUCCUGAAACAACACAGAUGGAAAUGCUCUUCUGCUCGACUCUUGUGGGCAUGCCGUUCUUGAUCCCACCUAUGUUGAUCACCGGAGAACUUUUCACUGCUUGGAAUUCUUGCUCGGAGCAUCUCUAUGUCUAUGGAGUUCUGGUUUUUGAAGCAAUGGCGACGUUCAUCGGGCAAGUUUCAGUCCUCUCCCUGAUCGCGCUGUUCGGCGCAGCCACAACAGCCAUGGUGACUACAGCUCGAAAGGCAGUCACAUUAUUGCUGUCCUACUUGAUCUUCACCAAGCCUUUAACAGGGCAACAUGGGAGUGGGCUCUUGCUCAUAUCAAUGGGGAUUGUGCUGAAGAUGUUGCCUGAUAACAGUAACACUAACACCCCCUCCAAUUCUCUGCCCAUGAAUGAAGCCAAGAAAAGGUUUCAACUAGGACAGGACCAUGAAGAUGAUGAUGAUGAAGAGCAAGAGGAAGAAAAGAGAGCUUUGGUCUGAAAUUAAUGAUGUAAUCACAAUAUCCUGAUUUAGUAGUACUAAGUUUUGCCUAAUAGUUUGGCCCUUCC
Messenger RNA from Andrographis paniculata, 1676 nucleotides. Its product is annotated as UDP-galactose/UDP-glucose transporter 4-like. The transcript has 7 exons. The record is from RefSeq and is a predicted model, not a curated record. Gene Ontology annotation, cellular component: endoplasmic reticulum membrane; Golgi membrane. The coding region runs from base 541 to 1608 and encodes 355 amino acids. Gene Ontology annotation, molecular function: transmembrane transporter activity. Lineage: Eukaryota; Viridiplantae; Streptophyta; Magnoliopsida; Lamiales; Acanthaceae. Gene Ontology annotation, biological process: transmembrane transport.